Molecule: messenger RNA, 2102 nt
Organism: Trichomycterus rosablanca
Lineage: Eukaryota; Metazoa; Chordata; Actinopteri; Siluriformes; Trichomycteridae
Product: ankyrin-3
Exons: 13
Coding region: 45-1214 (389 amino acids)
Molecular function (GO): protein binding
Source: RefSeq, a predicted model, not a curated record
UUGCGUUGUUGUGUCGUGCCUGACUGUGACUGUGUGUGGAAAACAUGGGCGAUGUGAGUGAGGCGUCUCUGCUGGAUUACAUCUAUUCCUCGGGAGGGAAAGUUACAAAUUCUGACUUGAUGAGGACGUUUAAGCAGUUUGUAAAUCACCGCGAUUUACAACUACGUGCCAAAUACAGGGAGGAGUUCAAGCUCAUCAUCGACCGGAUAGCUGUGUGUAAAUCCGAGGACGGAGAGAAGUACCUCAUUCUGAAGAAGAAGUACAGACUGCUCAUGCAGGAUCGUAAGUCUGAGCCUUUAAUCUUAGGACAGAAGCUCGGUCCUGGUCCCAUGCAGGCAAGAAAGAAGGAGAAAACAGCACAGGUAGAAUGGUGUGUAGGACCCACCAUUACUGUCACCGAAACCGAGGAGGAGACGGAAAAUCAGGUAACAGAUGGCCAUUCCACCCUGUUGGUCUUCGUGGAGAACGCUGAAACUCCUGAGCCUACAGACGCAGAGGAUGAGCUGGAAAAGGACUCAGGAUCAAAGUCUGAGUCGGAGCAUGAUGAGGAAUCUAUGGGCAGUGUGGGCUCUGCUGCUGUGACUCUGGAUCCUAUUGAGAAAGAGUGGAUCUACUCCGCUGCCUGUGGCCGGCUCUCCCACCUCACCCAGCUCCUCAAGCAAGACAUCUCACUGGCCAACAAAAAAGAUUUUACUUCUUUUACUGCUCUGCACUGGGCUGCCAAGCACGGCAAAGAGGACAUGGCUGCUGCUAUGGCUGAUGCGGGCGCUGACGUCAACACCAAAGCUCAUGUAAGUAACCGCUCUUGGCUCGCCCCGUGUUUGCACUGGAAGUCGCCAGGUACAGUGACACUCCUCUCACAUGCCUACAACGGAUACACACCUUUACACAUAGCUGCACUGCAUGGACACCUCCACAUAGUUGAUCUACUCAUCCAAGUGUAUGGAGCAAAGGAAAACCUUCGAGAUUACAGCGGUCACUUUGCAUCCCAUUACUUAAACAUACAGACAAAAGUUGAGGAAAGCAUUGAUCUGAAUGCCGGGUGCCAAAGCCCAGCGCAGGUGAACGAGCGGCGCAACAAGAAGCUUACUUCCCUUUUUCAAUCCCGGAAGAAGUGGGGCUCCGCGGAAGAACUGGCACCUGUACCGGAGGAGAGGAGCGUACCCCAGCAGUUGAUGAUUCCUGCCUUCAGACCAAGGAAGUUCUCCCGCUGAAUUGAUAUUAACGCUCCACGCUGCACUUUUAAUUCACUUUCAGUUUAGUCCAGCAGUAUUUAGAACCAGGGUUCAGUUUGGAUGUGGAUACACUAUGUGGUCAAAAAUAUGUGGACACCUGAUGGUGAGACUUUUCGAACAUAUAUGCAGGUGGUCCAGGGUUUGAGGCUAUUUACAUUUACAUACACGCAACUGCUGCCUUAUUUAUGUAAUGAAACUUUAGCUUGCCUUUAGAUGUACAGAUGUAUGAUGGUCUUAAAUACAACAAAGAGCCAUAACAUCAGGAAUGUCUGUCUAAAAAUGCUGGCAAAACAAGGAGGAUUUGUGUGGUAUCUGGCACUAAAACAUUCCGACAGUUCUUUCAACUUGUGCCAACUGGUGCCAACUCUUCCAUGGGUGGACAAUGCACGUGUCCUGGAUGUCCACAAGACCUUGGAGAAAUCAGGAUUCAACAGGCCAGUCAAACUUCCUCCCGUUGCUUCGUGUCCGGGUCUGAUGCCUGCAUGCCUGCCUGCCUGCCACUUAUAGGUGCUUUUGAUGGUGGACAGGAGUUAGCAUGGGCACUUUGACUGGCCUGUAAGUAUAUUCUGCCCCAUAUACAGUAGGAUUUGAUGAACUAUGUGUCGUGACACAUUCUCAUCAUCGCCAGUUUUAAAAAGAUCAGCAAUUUGAGCAACGAGUCCCAACAUUAGUAUAUCCCUGACCAUCAUAUGUACAAUUUUUAUAAAAUACGCAUUGCCAUGCACAUUUUGGGAAGUGACCCAUCAGUAUUUUGGCCUAAAUGUGAAUUUUUUGAAUCUUUAUAACCAUUUGUGGCAUUCAGCCGAUGCUUAUUUCCAAAGCGUGUUGGCUUCUGUACUUAAAACUGUUUGCGUAUGCCUAGUAAAA